CAGGUGGUCAAGCAGGAGGAGUUCUUCAACCUCUCGCACUGCCAGCUGGUGACGCUGAUCAGCCGGGACGAACUGAACGUGCGCUGCGAGUCCGAGGUCUUCCACGCCUGCAUCAACUGGGUGCAGUACGACUGCGCCAGCCGGCGGCUCUACGUGCAGGCCCUGCUGCAGGCCGUGCGCUGCCACUCGCUCACCCCCCACUUCCUGCAGACCCAGCUGCAGAAGUGCGAGAUCCUGCAGUCGGACUCGCGCUGCAAGGACUACCUGGCCCAGAUCUUCCAGGAGCUCACCCUGCACAAGCCCACCAAGGGCAUGGCCACGCGCGCCCCCAAGGUGGGCCAGCUGAUCUACACGGCCGGCGGGUACUUCCGCCAGUCGCUCAGCUACCUGGAGGCUUAUAACCCCUGCGACGGCUCCUGGCUCCGGCUGGCGGACCUGCAGGUGCCCCGCAGCGGGCUGGCCGGCUGCGUGGUCGGGGGGCUCCUCUACGCCAUCGGGGGGCGGAACAACUCGCCCGACGGCAACAUGGACUCCAACGCCAUCGACUGCUACAACCCCAUGACCAACCAGUGGUCGCCCUGCGCCCCCAUGAGCGUGCCCCGCAACCGCAUCGGCGUGGGCGUCAUCGACGGCAUGAUCUACGCCGUGGGCGGCUCGCACGGCUGCAUCCACCACAACAGCGUGGAGAGGUAUGAGCCAGAGCGGGACGAGUGGCAGCUAGUGGCCCCCAUGCUGACACGCAGGAUCGGCGUGGGGGUGGCCGUGCUGAACCGCCUCCUCUACGCCGUGGGCGGCUUUGACGGCACCUGCCGGCUCAGCUCGGCCGAGUGCUACUACCCGGAGCGGGACGAGUGGCGCAUGAUCGCCCCCAUGCAGACUAUCCGGAGCGGAGCGGGCGUCUGUGCCCUCAACAACUGCAUCUACGCCAUGGGGGGCUACGACGGCACGGACCAGCUCAACAGCGUGGAGCGCUACGACGUGGAGACGGACAGCUGGGCCUUCGCCGCCCCCAUGGGGCACCGGCGCAGUGCGCUGGCCGUCACUGUGCACCAGGGCAAGAUCUACGUGCUGGGCGGCUACGACGGGCACACCUUCCUGGACAGCGUGGAGUGCUACGACCCCACCACCGACACGUGGACGGAGGUGACGCGCAUGACGUCCGGGCGCAGCGGGGUGGGGGUGGCCAUCACCAUGGAGCCGUGCCGCAAGCAGGUGGACCAGCAGCUCGACUGCUGCUAGCGCUGCCCCCAGCUGGGGCGGCCCCUCUCACCCCCCCAGCGCAGGGGUCAGUGUUAACCAGCCGGGCUGGGCAGCCCCCUGCUGCUGCGCCCAUUCUGGGGGGGGGAAGCGUUUUUCCAAGUGCCAAGGGGGGUGGGGGCAGGGACGUCCUGCCCCCCUCCCCACCUGCCCUUUAGUUCGGAGAUGGGCACGUGGGGUCUUCCCAGCCCCUCCCUCCUUGGGAGGAGUCUCUGGGCGGGGUGGCCAAGGAGCGGGAGUUCCCCUUCCACUGCGGAGUUGCGGCCUCGGCCUGGCCAGGGCAGCUGGACCAGGCCCAGCCAUUUUCUGGUGCCCAGAGAGAACCGUUCCCCUGGGGGACACAAGGACGUUCUCCCCCAGGACUCUAGCAGGCUGGAGGGUUGGCAGCACCUGCAGUUACUGACUGGCCGAGUGACAUUCGACGCCCGGUGUCUCUUCUUACCAGUCACGGGUUUUAAUGAUUUCAAACGCUGAUUGUUACAUGAAUAAAAAAUCCCUUUGUGAUUA
Molecule: messenger RNA, 1764 nt
Organism: Terrapene triunguis (Three-toed box turtle)
Lineage: Eukaryota; Metazoa; Chordata; Testudines; Emydidae
Gene: KEAP1
Product: kelch like ECH associated protein 1
Exons: 4
Molecular function (GO): protein binding
Source: RefSeq, a predicted model, not a curated record